AUGGCCAGUGAGAAAUCUCAAAACCCGUUCGAAAAUUUAGGUCGGCAUGCCGAGUCCGACGACCCUUCCAUACCUGGCCCCGCCAGCAGCUCCGAUCCCAACUUCGAUCCCCCGCCGUAUACUCUGGCUCCUGAGCCCGAGACGCAACAAGCCCGUGAUAUGCCUGGUCCUAUGACGUUCCCUAUGAUGGCCCCUAUGCCGGCCCCGACCCCGACAUCACCUUCCCGGCGAAACAACCUCAUCGCCAUCCCUGCUACCGGAGCCUCCAACGACUCCCCGUUCAUCCGUGCCUAUGCCCCGAUCCUCACCGACUACAACCUCCCCCGAGAGUCUUUCCUCGGUUUCCUUGACCAGCUAAACAAGGUCGUCGCCACAAGCCCUCCAUUACAGGUGCUGGAUGCGACGGGCGGUGUCUUGAGGUCCGUCCCGAUCCUGUUCCCUCUCCACUGGAUCGGCUCGGCGGUCAGCGGGCUGGCAAAUCUCGGAAGCCAGGGAGUCUCGAAGAGUCGCACAGACUCGGCGAUUCGCCAAGCCAAUAAGGAUAUCUUCGGCCCUCGCGGUCUCAAGGCCGAAAUUGCGAAGCUGGACGCGCUGGCUCAUGUCGCCAAUAUCCCCAUCCUGGACUCUCAUGGCAAAGUGAGCCGCCAGACGCCUCUGCUUCAACGGCUGUUGAAUGAGUCUGGUGGAUAUGCCCAUGAAGCUGUCCAGGAUUUGGACAUACAGCAACGUCGCAUCAGGAUACUGCAGCCGUGGAUUGCUGAUCUCCAACUGGAAACCUUGCCCUGGACCACCAAGUCGAAAUUGACUCGCUUUAAUACGGCCUUGAAGAAGAGGAAUGACGGCGGGCAACCCCAGCCUUCAAGGGAUGCGAGCUCUCAUGCCGACGAGGAAGAGACAGGAUUGCGGAAAUGUCUCUGGCUUAUUAUCAGGCCGUUGGAUGCGAACUAA
This is a messenger RNA of Aspergillus affinis, 948 nucleotides long. RefSeq lists its product as uncharacterized. The record is from RefSeq and is a predicted model, not a curated record. The transcript has a single exon. The coding region runs from base 1 to 948 and encodes 315 amino acids. NCBI's taxonomy places the organism in Eukaryota, Fungi, Ascomycota, Eurotiomycetes, Eurotiales, Aspergillaceae.